AAAAGUGAGAGAAAAGGGAAGGACUCUUCACUCGUUUGUGCGCCUUUGACUCUUCAUAUCUCUGCAUCUCUCUUCAUAUUUAAUUUUAUACUCAUGCUGAAAAUGCCUUCUCUGGUCAUGAAAUAGCAGCUGAGCAGAAAAAGAUUCAAUCUUUCGCCAAAAAAAAAGCUCUUUAGAACAUUACCAAAAGGUGCUUCUCUGGUGUGGGAAUCGGAAAAAUAGUUUUCAAGUUCUACAAUAAGCCUAAAGCCCAUCGAUUGUCUAACUCUCUCGUCCUGUGGAGGGAGUUAUAGCCAGCUGAUCUCUUGGGAUGAAGACUCACAGUUCUAAUCAUGAGAUUGAUAUGGAGAGCCGGAGAUUGGUAGAGGACAAAGAACGACCUGUACGAAGUAAAAGAGUAAUUACAAUACAUAAUCAGGCCCUGUUGUCUGGUUUCGCAUACUGUAUCUCAUCAUGCAGCAUGAUACUGGUGAACAAGUAUGUCCUCUCCAGUUAUGACUUUAAUGCUGGAAUUUCUUUGAUGCUCUACCAGAAUCUUGUCUCUGUAGUCAUUGUUUCCAUCUUAAGUCUCCUUGGCGUAGUUAAGACCGAACCACUUACCUGGAGAUUAAUCAAAGUCUGGCUUCCAGUCAAUGUAAUUUUUGUUGGGAUGCUAGUCACAAGUAUGUUUAGUCUACGAUACAUAAACGUGGCCAUGGUCACAGUUCUGAAGAAUGUAACCAAUGUGAUAACCGCUAUAGGUGAAAUGUAUAUGUUCAACAAGCACCAUGACAACAGAGUUUGGGCAUCUCUUUUUAUAAUGAUAAUCUCAGCAAUAUCUGGAGGAAUCACGGAUCUCUCAUUUCAUGCUAUUGGAUACACAUGGCAGUUUAUCAACUGUUUCUUGACAGCAUCAUACUCUUUGACGUUGCGGCGGGUCAUGGAUACUGCAAAGCAAGUCACUAAAUCUGGAGAGUUGAAUGAGUUCUCAAUGGUCUUGCUGAACAAUACCCUCUCCUUGCCCCUAGGAGUUCUGCUCAUUUUUGUUUUCAACGAGGUCGAUUAUCUUUUGCAAACACCGCUAUUGAGAUUGCCCACGUUCUGGCUGGUGAUGACCUUUAGCGGAUUCCUGGGUUUGGCGAUCAGCUUCACGUCAAUGUGGUUUCUCCAUCAGACAGGAGCUACUACUUACAGCCUCGUUGGGUCGUUGAACAAGAUACCCCUUUCUAUUGCUGGAAUCUUCAUCUUCAAAGUCCCAACAAGUUUAGAGAACUCUGCAAGCAUUUUCUUCGGGUUGUUAGCUGGAGUGCUUUUCGCAAGAGCCAAAAUGCGUUAAGUGUUUAAAUCUCAUUUUUGAAGGAUCAAAUUCUUUAUUGUGAGGAUGAGAGAUUGUAAUCUUGGUAACGUAGUUGUAACAUUUCUCAAAAGAAAGAAGAAAAAGAAAAAGACAAUGUGAAAGCAUUUCCAAAUCAUUUUUAAAAAAAAUCCAAAUUCUAAAAAUUUGACAAA
Molecule: messenger RNA, 1488 nt
Organism: Salvia splendens (bonfire salvia)
Lineage: Eukaryota; Viridiplantae; Streptophyta; Magnoliopsida; Lamiales; Lamiaceae
Product: GDP-mannose transporter GONST1
Exons: 10
Coding region: 311-1315 (334 amino acids)
Source: RefSeq, a predicted model, not a curated record